Cynara cardunculus var. scolymus (artichoke) is the source of this 1546-nucleotide messenger RNA. RefSeq lists its product as uncharacterized. The record is from RefSeq and is a predicted model, not a curated record. NCBI's taxonomy places the organism in Eukaryota, Viridiplantae, Streptophyta, Magnoliopsida, Asterales, Asteraceae. Gene Ontology annotation, biological process: cytoplasmic stress granule assembly. The transcript is spliced from 11 exons. Gene Ontology annotation, molecular function: RNA binding. Gene Ontology annotation, cellular component: cytoplasmic stress granule. Bases 10 to 1479 code for a protein of 489 amino acids.
UCCUCAAAUAUGGGUUGCAGAAAUGGAGGACAAUUCCAACCCCAAGAACAAGACAGAAGAUCAUCGUCAAUUGUGAACGAUGCCUUGCUCUUAACCACCAUGUGCAUCAUUGGCUUCCCUGUUGAUGUUCACAUCAAGGAUGGUUCCAUCUAUUCUGGAAUCUUCCACACUGCUUCUGUUGAUGACCAUUAUGCUAUUGUGUUGAAACGAGCAAGGAUGAUCAAGAAAGGAAGCUGUGAUUCAAAUGUGGCGAAUGAGGGGGUGAUAGGAACACUUGUAAUCCAGUCAGAGGAUCUUGUCCAAGUGGUUGCCAAGAGAGUACUGCUUCCCGCGGAUGGUUUUGCUGGCCAUGAAACCGGGGAUGAUACGGAGGCUGUGGCUUGCGCUUUUCCUUCUAACGGAACUCCAUUGACAGAAGCAAAUAAAACAAUCUCUAGCAUGUCAAAUGUUGAUCAGCCACAUGCUAAUCAAACAAGAUGCUCAUCCGGGACUGAGAAUGGGCUUGCUAAUGGCUUUAGGCCCGAGCUUGCUAUUCACUCGAGUAAUGUUCUGGAAGUCAAUAGAAAAGCAGAUCUCAGAGGCUCAACAAAGAAAGAAGAAUCUUUGAAUGAUCAAGAUGAUAACAGAAAGAACGGAUCUAAAGUCCCUGCUAACGGAAUACUCCCUGAUGGUGCUGCUUCUUCUACUUCCAAGAAACAAGAAACUGUUGACGCUGUUCCUUCUGCUACGAUAUCUUCAGAACCAUCAUCAACUCCAAGUGAACCCGUCACUUCAAAAAUCUUGAAUCCUAAUCGAGCCACUAAGGAAUUUAAACUUAACCCUGGAGCAAAGAUCUUUUCGCCAUCAUUUCCGAAUAAGAGAUCGGCUACUCCUCCAGCAAUGCCAGCGGGUGCAAAUCUUGCAUAUGUUCCAGACGGUUAUCCUGCAGUACCAGUUGCUACUCCGCAGCCAGAAGUUGAAGUCAGCCCAUAUGCUCAUCAUCGUCCAGUGCCCGUUAAGUUUGUUCCAUAUGGUAACUUGAUUUCUGGAAAUGGAGGCGGCGAUGUUCAACAUCCUCCACCUAUUGUUGGAUAUGUGGCAAAUAGGAGUCAGCCGGUUAGAUAUGGUGGCCAAUAUCAUCCUGUUCAAACAGCGCCUACCUAUGUUCAACCAAGCUCUCAGAAUGUAAUGGUUGGAAGAUUGGGACCGGUUUUCUACGUCCAUCCACUUCCUCAAGACAUGGUCCCGAGUACAACUGGUUUCUCUCAAGGGUCUACGUGCUCUAUCUUAACUCCGCACCAAGUCCACGUCCCUAAACACCAAGGAACCGGAGCGGCCCAAGCAUUGCAGCUAUGUGCGACGCCUCCAUUUAUAGCUGCGGGUGGUCAAGCACCGUUUGUGUUGCCGAGCCACAUUCCGAUUUCGCAACCGCCGUACCCUGUGAUCCGUCCAAUCUCGGUCCCGGGGUCUAAUGGUUUCUUAGUAUCAAAGUAUUCUUGAAUCGAGAAAAUAGAGGUUUCCCUUAUUGUUUGGUUUAGAGAGAGAGAGAGAGAGAGAGAUGAAAAGG